GCGGAGCUCCGGCUGCGCGCGGGGGCGGAAGGGCGCGCGCAGGGGAGGGACCGAGGGACGCGCCGACUUUUUUAGAGGGAGGGACCCGGUGGACAACCGGUUCCGCGGAGCUUGCAGAGCAGAAACGAAGUGCGGUGCGCGGCGUUCGGGGGGUCACUUCCCGAGUGUCGCCGCCUCCCUGUCUGCCUCGGUUAGGGGACAGCCCCGGAGCGAAGAGGCCAGCCCGCGGCGGGGCCGGUGGACCAGCGAGCGCGCAGCAGACUGUGCGCGGCCGCGGCGAGGGCGGGGAAGAAAACCACCCUGUUUCCUCUCCGGCCCCCACCGCGGAUCAUGUACCAGGAUUAUCCCGGGAACUUUGACACCUCGUCCCGGGGCAGCAGCGGCUCUCCUGCGCACGCCGAGUCCUACUCCAGCGGUGGCGGCGGCCAGCAGAAGUUCCGGGUAGAUAUGCCUGGCUCAGGCAGCGCCUUCAUCCCCACCAUCAACGCCAUCACCACCAGCCAGGACCUGCAGUGGAUGGUACAGCCCACAGUGAUUACUUCCAUGUCCAACCCUUAUCCACGCUCACACCCCUACAGCCCCCUGCCGGGCCUGGCUUCUGUCCCUGGGCACAUGGCUCUCCCCAGACCCGGCGUGAUCAAGACCAUUGGUACCACUGUGGGCCGCAGGAGGAGAGAUGAGCAGCUGUCUCCUGAAGAAGAGGAGAAGCGUCGAAUCCGGAGGGAGAGGAACAAGCUGGCUGCCGCCAAGUGUCGGAACCGUCGCCGCGAGCUGACGGAGAAGCUGCAGGCGGAAACAGAGGAACUGGAAGAGGAGAAGUCCGGUCUGCAGAAAGAGAUCGCUGAGCUACAGAAGGAGAAGGAAAAGCUGGAGUUCAUGUUGGUGGCGCAUGGCCCUGUGUGCAAAAUCAGCCCCGAGGAGCGCCGAUCGCCCCCGACCUCCGGGCUGCAGCCCAUCCGUGGUACGGGCGGCGCUGUGGUGGUGAAGCAGGAGCCGCUCGAAGAGGACAGCUCCUCUUCCUCAGUGGUAGGGAUGGACAAGACCCAGCGCUCUGUCAUCAAGCCCAUCAGCAUUGCUGGGGGUGGUUUCUAUGGGGAAGAGCCUCUGCACACCCCCAUCGUGGUGACCUCCACACCUGCCAUUACUCCAGGCACCUCAAACCUUGUCUUCACCUACCCCAGUGUGCUGGAGCAGGAAUCGCCUGCCUCACCCUCGGAGUCCUGCUCCAAGGCUCACCGCAGAAGCAGUAGCAGUGGGGACCAGUCGUCAGACUCCUUGAACUCCCCCACACUGCUGGCCCUGUAACCCUCUGCUCCUCUGGCCAGCUCUGGAGAAGUCAUCAUGAUCAUCAUCAUCAUCAUCAUCCUCAUCCUCCUCAUCCUCCUCGUCACCCUUCCCGGAGACCAGUACCUUUAAGCGCUCCAGGGCCGUGAGGGCAAUAGGGGGACCUUGGCUCUGGGGACCCGAUGGGACUUAGUGGCGAGGCACUGGUUGAUCUCUUGGAAGCCCUGGGACCCCCUUUCCCUCAUUCAUCUUGCAAGCAAAUCCUCUUUCUUGAGAAGCCGGAGGAGAACUUGGUUUGGUGGACUCAGACAUCUUCUCCUGCUUCUGCAGCAUCUGGAGCCGGCCCGGAUGGUUCCUGUCCCUUUGUGACUCUGUUGUCCCUGGAGUGAUGGUGUCCCUUUCCUGCCCCACCAAGCAUGCUCAGUGCCUUUUUGGUGUCCCCUGCCUCCCCCAGUCCCAGCUUCACUCCCUCUGGGUUUUUAUGAGAUUUGCCAUGACAUUUCAUCUGGGUGGUCCGGAUAUUAAAGCGCUGUUAUUUCUGGAGCUGGGGGAGCAGGUGACUCUUCCACUGGGGUGGAUGUGUCCCGAAGGGGACAGUCAAAGUGCAAUAUUAUUGAACCUUCCCUCCCCACGCACCCCAGCGCACUAAGGACGUCACAGACCACCAGCGGCCUCCCUGAGUUCGACAGGUGAGGCCAUCACUGCUGGGAUGCACCGAGGACCUUUCCUCCCCAGCCUUGGAGAUGUCCAUCCCUUGGAGGAUCGGCUUGGCCAGAAGACAAGGGUGUAAGUGCGACAACCAGGGCACGGGUUGGGUUUGCCAAACGCCUAAUUACCAAGCCAGGAUUAGUGCCAACAAAGCCACGGGGCUGUCCCAGUGAGCUUCCCUUCACCUGACGUCUUGAGCAGAGCUUCUCUUGUAAUUAUUGCCUCGCCAUUCUGACCCUGGCCCCUUCUCCCCAGACCAGGGAGGUACCCCUUCCCAGGAACCGCACAUCACUCCAAAGCCCCGCUGGGUUCUGCCCUUCCCCAUCUCUCAGGGUGACACCACUCUUAGAGUGUGGGCCUGGACCCUCCCCCGAGUUUGACCUAAUGGUUUCUCUUCAAACCUCAGGUGGAAGAGCUGGGGAGAUGUCUGGGGCUGUGGUAGGAAUGAUUUUGGCCUCAGCAGCAGCCCUGGUACCUAGCCUUCCCUGGCUACUCUCCUAUCAGUGAGGUGUAGGAGCCCCCCACCUCCCCAGCUCUGCUCUCAGUGGUCUCUCCCAUUGAUGGAUGAAUGCUUUUCCUUUGAUCCUCCUGUGGCCCACUCCAGAGUGACCUCCUGACCCAGCAGGUCAGUCGGGAGUCACUGGUCUGAGCCAGUCUUGCUGGGCUUGGGGUGUCUAUGCCUUUCCUAUCAAAGCUAGUAUGUGUCCCUUCCCACUGUUGGAAGAACUGUGCUUCUCAUGGGUGUCCUGGCCUCCAGCAAGAGCACACUCCUGCCCCCACAUCUCAGCCCUUCCUCCCUGCUGCAUGUUAACACAGGUCUGGGAAGUGGAGUCUGCUCAGAACCGGUCUCUAGUGCUAAUGCUCCGACCUAGUGUGUCCACUCUAAAGAUCCUGUCUAAAAGCAUGUUAUUUGAAAUCAUGGCUGGUGGUGGAAAUCUGAGUUUUGACAGGGAAGGGACAACCUCACAGACCUAUGCCUUUCUCAACCCAAGUUCACAUGGGCCGGCCAUGAUUUAAUCCCAUGACCCACUUACAUGCAUGCAGAGUACACAGGAUCCAGGAGCCAUGUGAGAAGCCUGCAUGGUCCAUUAGACCUGAAAGUGACCGGGGGGGCAGGCGUUGGCUAGGUGGAGAGGGAGAUGAAAGGAGAGAGGAUUUUUGUUCAGAAUAAUUUCAAUAUGCUCUUUCCCGUGUGCCCUGGCUCUAACUCUGCCAUUCUGGUCUCCCAGAGCCUCUGGGAGGUGGCUUCCUGGCCUCAGAGUCCUCCUAGAAACAGAAGACAGCCAAGAGUAGCAGGAGUUGGGUAAAUACCCGGGGGUGAUCUCAGUUGAGAAGCAUUUAUCAUCUCAAGCCAAGUGGGAGCUCUCUCCCUUGUUGUGCUCAUGGGUGUUUCUGAAACGAAGCUGCUUUUUUGUUCUCUGUAUUUCCAAAGCCCUUUUUCUGCCCUACUCUCCAUAGUAUGGAUCCCGACACAGGUCACAGGCCUGUGACUUGGUGCCCCAGUUGGACACUCCUGAGAACCCCCCCCCCCCAAGUCUGUCUCUCAGUUCAGAUUUCAGGCUGUAUCAGCAUCAGUGCUAGAAGGCACAGCCAGCUAACCUGGGCCUCAGAAGCCUCUGAGGCCACUUUCCCUUCUGACCUGCUUGCCUCGUCCCACAAGACUCCAUGGCUUUUCCAAAAGACAAAGAUUUCUUGGUAGGGGGGAAGCUGAUUAUCCAUACCUAAACGGUGGGAGUAACCUCGGUUUGCUUCCUUCUGGAUUGUCACUUACAUGUCACUCACAUACAUGUCACUCACACAUCUAUCUGCCUAUGCUCCAGCGUCAGGAGCCUGGCUUGCUGUCCUGCCUCCAGUUCAGGGAGUAGCUGCAGU
Peromyscus eremicus (cactus mouse) is the source of this 3864-nucleotide messenger RNA. It is a transcript of the gene Fosl2, whose product is annotated as FOS like 2, AP-1 transcription factor subunit. Lineage: Eukaryota; Metazoa; Chordata; Mammalia; Rodentia; Cricetidae. Bases 331 to 1305 code for a protein of 324 amino acids. The record is from RefSeq and is a predicted model, not a curated record. Gene Ontology annotation, biological process: regulation of transcription by RNA polymerase II. Gene Ontology annotation, molecular function: RNA polymerase II cis-regulatory region sequence-specific DNA binding; DNA-binding transcription factor activity, RNA polymerase II-specific. Gene Ontology annotation, cellular component: nucleus. The transcript has 4 exons.